Hippocampus comes (tiger tail seahorse) is the source of this 1120-nucleotide messenger RNA. Its product is annotated as low choriolytic enzyme-like. The transcript is spliced from 8 exons. The record is from RefSeq and is a predicted model, not a curated record. Gene Ontology annotation, biological process: proteolysis. Lineage: Eukaryota; Metazoa; Chordata; Actinopteri; Syngnathiformes; Syngnathidae. Gene Ontology annotation, molecular function: zinc ion binding; metalloendopeptidase activity. The coding region runs from base 50 to 880 and encodes 276 amino acids.
UGAAACACUUCGCUUGGUACAUUCAUGGUCGCUUAUUCUAGAAGCAGUCAUGCUUGUCCAUGUUGCAGCGCUGAGCUUCCUCCUUUUCUCUGUCCAGAGUUUCACCAUAAAAGAUUCUCUCAAAAAGUUUCACAGACACUCAGGCAAUACCCCUGCAGAUGAGGAUUCCAGUGUUUCCACACUGAUAGAGAGGGCAAAUGUGAAUGUUGGAAAGAACCAAAAUGAACCUCUUGUGAUGUUUGGAGACAUCGCCAUACCAACUGGACUACAGAAUGCGGACGCUUGCACGAGAGACAGGUGCCUGUGGCCAAAAGCAACGGAUGGCUUUGUCUAUGUGCCUUACAGAAUUUCCAGAGCCUACUCUGGCCGAGAAAGACAGACCAUAAUUAAUGGUCUGCGAUCCUUUGCGGCUUCCACUUGCGUUCGCUUCACCCCACUGAAUGGCCAGAGGGACUUUGUGGACAUCCAGUCCCUCUCAGGAUGUUAUUCAUUUGUUGGACGUCGUGGUCGUGGUCAAGUCGUGUCUUUGAGUCGCCAGGGCUGUGUUUUCCGACAGGUUAUCCAACACGAAUUGCUCCACGCUCUGGGAUUCAAUCAUGAACAGACUCGAUCUGACAGGGACCGGCAUGUCAGAAUCCUCUUUCAAAAUGUCAUUUCUGGAAUGGAGAGCAAUUUCAGAAGGCUGAAUACAAGAAAUCUUGGCACUCCCUAUGAUUACACCUCUGUCAUGCACUAUGGAAGGUUUGCCUUUUCCAAGAAUGGACAACCAACAAUAAUCCCGAUCCCGAACGGGGAUGCAGUCAUUGGUCAGGCAACCAGAAUGAGCCCCAUUGACAUUCGUCGGGUGAACCUUCUUUAUGACUGCAGAAUGUACCUUUAACGAAACCCAGCAAACAAUUUCUAACCCUGCUUGAUUUAUUGUCAUAAAAUGUUUGCUCACAUUCUACUUAUCUCUUUUUUCGUGUACUUAUAUAAAUCACAGCAAAACAAAAAAAAAGUUUCUCUGGUUUCUUCUGCCGUUUUGCACGUUCCUUGUAGUUGUGAAAAGCAAAGUGAUUGAUGUACACUCGCUUCUUGCAUCUUAACCUAAUGCUACAUUAAAUUAUUAUGUCAAAUACUG